This is a messenger RNA of Myxocyprinus asiaticus (Chinese sucker), 1888 nucleotides long. RefSeq names its product peptidyl-prolyl cis-trans isomerase-like 4. The record is from RefSeq and is a predicted model, not a curated record. The transcript is spliced from 13 exons. Gene Ontology annotation, molecular function: peptidyl-prolyl cis-trans isomerase activity; RNA binding. Lineage: Eukaryota; Metazoa; Chordata; Actinopteri; Cypriniformes; Catostomidae. Gene Ontology annotation, biological process: protein peptidyl-prolyl isomerization. The coding region runs from base 42 to 1430 and encodes 462 amino acids. Gene Ontology annotation, cellular component: nucleus.
UGCGCACUGUCUGUCCGGCGCAUGUCUGAUGAAGUCGCGACAUGGCGGUUCUGUUGGAAACAACGUUAGGCGAUAUUGUGAUCGAUUUGUACACUGAAGAGAGACCGAAAGCCUCACUGAACUUCCUGAAGCUGUGCAAAAUCAAAUAUUACAACUAUUGUCUUAUUCACAAUGUUCAGAGAGAUUUCAUCAUUCAGAUGGGUGACCCCACCGGUACAGGCAGAGGAGGAGAAUCUGUGUUCUGUAAAGUGUACGGCGAUCAGGCACGCUUCUUUGAAUCUGAGAAGAUGCCCAGGAUCAAGCACAGAAAGAAAGGGACGGUCUCUAUGGUCAACAACGGCAGCGAUCAGCAUGGCUCCCAGUUUCUGAUCACCACAGGAGAGAAUCUGGAUUAUCUGGAUGGUGUUCAUACUGUAUUUGGAGAGGUCACGGAGGGUAUGGACGUGCUGACUAAAAUCAAUGAGGCAUUUGUAGACAGUGACUUCAUCCCGUAUCAGGACAUCAGGAUUAAUCACACAGUCAUUCUGGAUGACCCGUUCGAUGAUCCCACAGGUCUCCCAGUUCCAGACCGGUCUCCUGAACCCACUAAAGAACAGCUCGAUAGCGGUCGUAUAGGAGCAGAUGAAGCCAUUAACGAUGAGGAUGGAAGAGAUGCAGAGGAGCUGGAUGAACUGAUCAAGGAAAAAGAAGCAAAGACUCAAGCCAUUUUAUUGGAGAUGGUAGGUGAUCUGCCGGAUGCUGACAUUAAACCUCCCGAGAACGUGCUGUUUGUGUGUAAACUGAACCCUGUCACCACAGAUGAAGACCUAGAGAUCAUCUUCUCACGCUUUGGUGCCAUUAAAUGUUGUGAGAUCAUCAGGGACUGGAAGUCGGGAGAUUCUCUGUGCUACGCUUUUAUCGAAUUUGAAAAGGAGGAAGACUGUGAGAAAGCAUACUUUAAAAUGGAUAAUGUCCUAAUAGAUGAUCGGCGAAUCCAUGUGGACUUCAGCCAAUCUGUGUCCAAGAUCAAAUGGAAGGGCAAAGGUGGGAAGUACACCAAGGAAGACUUUAAGGCCUAUGAGAAAGACUUGGACAGCAAAUCCAAACUGGCUUUAAAAGACAAAGUUAAAACCAAGCAAGACUCCCGUUAUGAGCUUCUCUUAGAUGAUGAUGAGGAUGAGAGGAGGGCGGAUGUCAGAGAGAAACAAGACAAGAAACGACAUUCAGACAAUGAGAGAAAGGACAAGAAAUCAAAGGAUCGUGAUGAGAGUCGAAGAGACAAAGAUAAAGGCAGACAGCGUUCACGCUCUAGAGAAAGAGAGAGAUAUAAGGAACGAGAGCGGGGCUGGGAUAAGGACAAGCACAGGGACAGAGACCACAAACAUCACAAAGAGAAGAGCCACAGACGAGAUCGCAGUCGUAGUCCUAAGAGAUCAAAGUAUUACAGCUGACACUGUGUUGACUUACUGCUACAAUAAUAACAGAUGUAACUUUUUACUCUUAUUAAGAUGAAUUUCAUACAUAAACAUACAGGUGGACAGAUGUUAUUAGCAAGUGCAGCUUUCAAACAUUUUUGUUUUUUAAAUGCAGUUGCAUUUUGUUUCCCCUCCACACUAGCAUGCAAAGUUUGUUUUGUCUGCUCAGGUAUGAUUCAUGUCAUCUCAUUAUUUCAGGAUAAUUAUUUGAAAGCUGUUAAACCGAAAAUCUGUUUGUCUAUGUAUGGAGUCAAUGUAUAAUGAAAGUAUUGUUGUUUUGUUUUUUGCUUCUGUUAGUUAUGCCAAUUUGCAGCAUGGUAGGCAGUACUUUUAAAAAAGGUUUUGAAAAGUUUAUGAAUGAUGCAAAUUUAGGCAGAACAUUUAAAAAGUUGUAGUUGAUGCAGAUUAAUAGAUUAUAAAACAUACAUACCCUU